UGUUGGGACCGACAAUACGUCAAUACAUCUCCUCGAUAAGAACUCGCUUUGGGAUGCCUCGAUAAGGUAUGUAUAUUAGAGGCUGACUCGGAAGUGCAGGUUCAAUCACAUCGUCCGGAAGGAGCGGGUGCUUCAGCGAGCGCAGGAGAUGUUGCCUGCCGUGCGAAGGAGCAGCAGACCAUCCCGUCGUCAGACGGCACCUUGGAGGGUACGCAGAUGAUUCGGCUGGGCUGUGUUCUCUGAGUUGUGGGAGGAUUCACAAGUAAAGACAGAGUGCAUAGAACAGGCAAGUUAGAGACUGGAGCUUAGUGAAAAUAACGCAACGACCCAACGGGGACUCCUCCUGGAUGGAUCUGACACUCACCGUUAGGCUCAAUGGUCGACGAGAAUCUCGCGCGGUGAAUGGGCUCUGUCGAAGGACCCACGCACACCAACAUCGAUGCUCGUCAUUGGCCUGACGGGCGGUAUAGCUACUGGAAAGUCAACAGUUUCUGCUCUUCUGAGAACUUCCAGUAUCCCCAUCAUUGAUGCCGACAUCCUCGCUCGUGAGGUCGUUGCUCCCGGCACUCGUGCACUCUCCAAGAUAGCGGCAUAUUUUGGGCCUAAUAUCAUCCUUCCUGACGGCUCACUCGACCGCAAGAAACUUGGUUCCAUUGUCUUCAAUGACGAGACUAAACGAAGAAAGUUGAACUCCAUCGUGCACCCUGCUGUAACAUGGGCGAUCAUGUGGAAUAUACUUGGGUGCUGGAUGCGGGGAGAACGUAUGUGUGUCGUUGACGUACCGCUUCUCAUCGAGGGCGGACUCUGGAAAUGGAUGGGCUGCAUCAUCGUGGUGUAUUGUUCCCCAGAGACCCAACUCCAACGCCUCAUGGCCCGUGACAAAUCCACUUAUCCCGAAGCCUCAGCUCGACUCACCUCUCAACAGCCAAUAUCCUCCAAAAUUGCGUUUGCAGACAUCGUCAUCGAUAGCUCUGGAUCAUGUGCUGAACUGGAAGAGCAAGUUCGACUGUGCCUGAAGCGGUUGGAACGUACGGUUGGUCGAACGUGGGUUGUGAGCUGGCUCUUGCCUCCUUUCGGCUUGCUGUCUGCUGCAUGGACACUUCUUGUGCGUGUGGCAUUGUGCAUGAAGCUGACGAAGAGGAUAAGGUGAUAAGACCGAGGAAUAGCAGUUGAGAUCUCGUAUUUCUUGCUUCGAGAUUUUCCAAGUUUCAUAUUCUCUUCGAGGUACACGACAAACUUGUCCGCAACGCUCUGCUCACUCCAAUCCACCGCACCCUUCUCUGUUGUACCCAGUGUAAUCGCCUUCUUAUGCAACGUCACAAACUGUCUUUUCAACCU
Molecule: messenger RNA, 1338 nt
Organism: Pisolithus orientalis
Lineage: Eukaryota; Fungi; Basidiomycota; Agaricomycetes; Boletales; Pisolithaceae
Product: dephospho-CoA kinase-domain-containing protein
Exons: 4
Coding region: 440-1150 (236 amino acids)
Biological process (GO): coenzyme A biosynthetic process
Molecular function (GO): ATP binding; dephospho-CoA kinase activity
Source: RefSeq, a predicted model, not a curated record